GCUGACCCGAGGAACUUCAACAACGAACCCGAACUCCUGUCGUCUCGUGAGGGAAGGAGAGAGGGAGAGACCCAUGCUGUAAUACAUCGUGAGUGUGAAUCCUUUAGCGGGGAAGACUUCAUUAAGGCUUAAGGAGCGUGUAGAGCGACCUGGGGAGGAGUUGUAUUGUUAGUUAAUCAACAGGACACCCAUCUGCCAAACGAAACUAGACCAAGAUGGAUAAGCUACGGAAGGCCCUAAGUGGGAGAGACAACAGCGAGGAGCAGGAGGAGGAGCGGGGGAACAUUAUCACCCAGACGGAGGACACGCCACUCUUGCGUGUAAUUGACUCAAACAGCCUUAGUUGGAGCACACGUGUUAAAGGGUUUGCAAUAUGCUUUAUCCUUGGUUUUUUGUUCUCUCUCCUUGGCUCUGCGCUGUUCUUCUUGCCCAAGGGAACUAUCUUGUUUGCAAUUUUUUACACCCUAGGCAACGUCAUGGCACUUUCUAGUACAUGCUUCCUGAUGGGACCAGUAAAUCAAUGCAAGAAGAUGUUUGCUAAAACCAGGAUCAUCGCCACCAUCAUCAUGUUUGUUGCCCUCAUCAUGACUCUGAUUGCUGCAUUUGUGGUCCACAAGAAAGCUCUGGCACUGUUGAUGGUGAUUAUACAGUUCUUAGCAAUGACCUGGUAUUCCCUCUCGUACAUCCCAUAUGCUCGCGACGCUGCCAAGAAGUGUUUUGCUUCCUGUGUCGAUGUCUAAGUGAAUCUGGCGCCUCCCAUGGGGUCAGGAGGUCUCUUAGAAAAACGUAUAUCUGUUUAGAUAUUCUAAACAUUAAGAUUUUCACUGCAAAAAAAUUUGUUCUUCCAGUGGUCUUUGAAGUAAGACAUGCUUGAUACAUUUUGUUAAUUGUUUUUGUUAAUUUUUUAUUUGUGAUUAACAAUUUUGUUUAAAUCCACUAAGGUAACCACCCUGACAUUAGGUAUGAGAAUAUUCACAAGAUUUUUUUUUUUUUUUUUUUUUUUUUUUCUAUGUAGUUUUAAAACAAUCAAAUUCUAUCACCAAUUAUGGUGCUCUCUUUCCCCCAUUUUAAUUGAGGUAAAAACAACCUUUAUUCUUCAGUUCAAGAAUGAUUUGGUAUUAGCAUGAGUAUGAUUUGCAAACAUUGAUGCAGUUUAAUCUUUGACCAUUUAUUUAUUGAAACUUAUUUUGGGUAAAAUGCUAUUAAAGCACACACUUGUAGAUAUGCCGUCCUGUAGUGAAAAGUUUUACAAUACUUUCAUCACAUCAACUUCCUUGGAAAACUGUCAUAAUGAUAUUAGAUUAAAUAAGGAUCUGAAAGUGGAGUAGGUAAUUUAUACUUCUGAAUUGACUUCUUCUUCUUCUUCCUCCUCUUUGUCCUCCCUCCUCUUCCUCCUCUUCCUCCUCCUCCUCCUCCUCCUCCUCCUCCUCCUCCUCCUCCAGGAACUAAAUGCAAAAACUUUGAUAGUUUUGUAUGUACAGUAAAACCUGAGAAAACCGAACACCCAUGGGACUGUAAAAAAUGUCCGGUUUGGACAGUUAUCCGGUUUGGAGAGGGUGGGCUUUUAACACAGGCCGCCUAUUGAAAUGGGAAGGGACUGAGAAUAUCGUCUGGAAUGGACAGUGAUCCGGUUUUCUCAGGGUCCAGUUUUCUCAGGUUUUACUGUAAUUCAGACAGUUGCCAGAUUACUAACGUGGAUCACAAUUUGAUUUAAUUGUAUGAUAUAUUCCUGCAAAAACAAAAUCUUUCUUGCUAAUGGCUAAUGACAAAUUAUACUACUUAGAUAUUAUCCUCCAUCCAGGGACAAAUGGCAUUUCCAUUUUUUAUUAAUUGCAGCAGUGCAGUUAAAUACCAUUUAGUAUGGUACUUAGCUUCAAGCCAGGAAGUAUGCCUAUGUGACUAGAAGCAUAAAAGCACAUGUGAUUGUGGAAACAGGUAUAGAAAAAGACAUUGUAGAACUGUAAAAGUUACUGAAUUUUCUAAUAGAUUUACUUGUCUGUCCCAGCUGACUGCAAGCAACAUUUGAUUUAAUGUACUGGAUUAUGUAAAAAAGAAUACUGUUUAUGUAUUUUUGUUGUUACUAUUGUGUCUUAAGUAUUUAUAAGCAAGAUAAAGAAGCUUACUAAAUAUUUUUACUACUAAUUGUUUGUUACCAUUCUUUCAUCAUAAGCAGAGCUAACAAAAGGGAUAUUUUUACACAUUCACAAGCACCCCCCCAACUCACACCCACCUAUCCGCCCACACACACACACACACACACACAGAAGCGAACUUGGUGUAGAGUAAAGCAUUAAGUUUUAAGAAUAUUUGUUUUAUGUAGACCUACAUUUCUUUUUAGCCUCAGUAGACGCAGAGAAGAGCAGUACCAUUUGAUUGGGCACUGUAUGCUAUCAGAAAAUUAUUAGACAUUUUCUUAACUUAAAAAUGCCAGAUGAAAAAAAAAAAAUCAAAAUUUUGUUGAAUGGGGGAUUUGUGAUUUUUGAAAGUAUUUUGUGAAUGUUAAAAGUAAUUACUUUUCUAUAUGUGCAAGUAAGAGUUUACAUUGCCUACAUAUAAAUGUCAGCUCCUAUAUAAGUGUAUAUAUUUUUGCCUCACGUUCCCUUGAUUAUGCCAGAGGUACUGUAUCUUGUGGCAUUCCAUAGAUUUAGAGAGAAAUGUUGUUUAUUAUCAUUUAAAA
Messenger RNA from Penaeus indicus, 2677 nucleotides. Its product is annotated as vesicle transport protein SFT2A-like. Gene Ontology annotation, cellular component: membrane. Gene Ontology annotation, biological process: vesicle-mediated transport. Lineage: Eukaryota; Metazoa; Arthropoda; Malacostraca; Decapoda; Penaeidae. The transcript is spliced from 6 exons. The coding region runs from base 216 to 740 and encodes 174 amino acids. The record is from RefSeq and is a predicted model, not a curated record.